AUGGCAGAUGGUAACAUAAACAAUAUGCCCCCGACCAAUUAUCCACUUCCCAAUUCCUACAAAGGACAUUUCGUCGUCGCCUCCAAGUACAGGCUCGUCAGAAAGAUUGGGUCGGGGUCAUUCGGUGACAUCUAUCUUGGAAUCAACAUUUCCAAUGGCGAAGAAGUUGCCAUCAAGUUGGAGUCAAUCAAGGCGCGACAUCCCCAACUGCUAUAUGAGUCCAAGUUGUACAAGAUUCUUCACGGCGGAAUUGGAAUUCCACACAUUCGCUGGUACGGAACGGAGCGCGAUUACAAUGUGUUGGUGAUGGAUCUUCUCGGUCCUUCGUUAGAGGACCUCUUCAACUUCUGCGGCCGACGAUUUACCAUGAAGACGGUCUUGAUGCUCGCAGAUCAAAUGAUCUCCCGCGUCGAAUACGUCCACAAUAAAUCCUUCAUUCACCGUGACAUCAAGCCGGACAAUUUCCUUAUGGGUAUCGGGCGACACUGCAACAAACUCUUCUUGAUCGAUUUCGGUCUCGCAAAGAAAUACCGCGACGUGCGAACGCGGCAACACAUUCCCUACCGCGAGGACAAGAAUCUCACUGGCACAGCGCGAUACGCCUCGAUCAACGCCCAUUUGGGCAUCGAACAGUCCCGACGAGACGACAUGGAAUCGAUGGGCUAUGUUCUCAUGUACUUCAACCGAUCCUCUCUGCCCUGGCAGGGUCUCAAGGCCGCCACGAAACGACAGAAAUACGAAAGAAUUUCCGAGAAGAAAAUGUCUACGCCUGUCGACAUUCUCGCCAAGGGAUUCCCCGCCGAGUUCUCCAUGUAUCUGAACUACUGCAGAGGUCUUCGGUUCGAAGAAGCGCCUGAUUACAUGUACCUUCGACAGCUCUUCAGAAUCCUCUUCCGAACGAAUACGGGUUGA
Oikopleura dioica is the source of this 912-nucleotide messenger RNA. The record is from the annotation of a GenBank genome assembly. NCBI's taxonomy places the organism in Eukaryota, Metazoa, Chordata, Appendicularia, Copelata, Oikopleuridae.